AUGAGUAAACCGCGAUGCGGUUUCCGAGAUAUCCUGAAGCACGGAACGAAAGCGAGCCUGUCCAAAUGGCCGAAGACGCACCUGACGUGGCAUUUUCACUUAGCCGACGAAACCGAGUGUAGCACGGCGCAGGCCGCGUUCGACCUGUGGUCGCAGCAUUCGGCAUUGACGUUCGAACGCUCCGAAAUGCCGAACGCCGACAUUAUAAUAUCUUGGCGACGCCUACUACACUAUAACACGAACAUCGAGGUAAACGGAGCAUUGUGCUCGGACAAAUUCGACGGCCCCGGCAACGUGCUCGCCCACGCGUCUCUCCCGACGGACCAAGCGGGAUUCGUUUCCGAGGUGCACGUCGACGGGGACGAGCCGUGGCACAUUUACGUCAACAAACAUUCCGCGGAUAAAUUUUCCCUGCAUUACACGUUGACGCACGAGAUCGGCCACUCCCUCGGAUUGCCGCACAACAGGCGCACAACAUCGGUGAUGUUCGCGAUACAGCCGGACCAGCAGUAUCCGGUGAAUCUCGACCAAAACGACAUCGCUGACAUUCAACGUUUGUACGGUGAAAAAAUUCAGAACGAUAAGCCGCGUCUGACGCCAGCGCCGGCGCCACUGCCGCCGCCGUCGCCGGACCUGUGCAGCCUCGAUCGCGUGAACGGGAUAUUGAUUUUGGAAAAUCGAAUGUACAUCUCGUACAAACGUUACGUUUGGUCGGUCGAUCUGGACGGUAGGACGUACAACGGACCUUUAGCCCUCUCGAAUCACAUGAGCUUUUUUCACGACAAUUACACGCGCGUGACCGCUGCCUAUCAAUCCCCGUCCGGCGAUCUCACGGUGUUCGUAGAUAAUUUGAUAUACUUGGUUCAAUAUCCGGAAUUUAGUCUGCGGCCAGGUUGGUCGAAGACCCUGCAAGAACUCGGAUUUCCCGAAAACGCGCUGAUCAACGGAGUGGUGAACACCCACAGAGGACGUUUCUACGUGGUGUUCAACGGUAACGCGGUGGGCGAGAUAGACGAAUGCGACCAGGACAAGAGAGUCGCCAAAUUCACGCCCCUCGAGGCGACGUUUCCCGGAAUACCGAAAGGCGUGACGUCGAUAUUUCGCUACAUCGACGGCAAUCUGUACUUCACCACUCGGUCGCAGUUCUACAAAUUCAUCGAAUUUACCGGCCGACGAGACGGUCCUC
Messenger RNA from Temnothorax curvispinosus, 1186 nucleotides. Its product is annotated as 72 kDa type IV collagenase-like. NCBI's taxonomy places the organism in Eukaryota, Metazoa, Arthropoda, Insecta, Hymenoptera, Formicidae. Gene Ontology annotation, cellular component: extracellular matrix. Gene Ontology annotation, biological process: extracellular matrix organization; collagen catabolic process; proteolysis. The annotation marks the transcript as partial. The transcript has a single exon. The record is from RefSeq and is a predicted model, not a curated record. Gene Ontology annotation, molecular function: zinc ion binding; metalloendopeptidase activity.